ACUCUAUCAUCUGUAAGCUCACAGUUUGGGGGCUGGUAGAAAAGAGGCGCCAUCAAUGUUAGGUUUUUGUUUGUUUUGUUUUUGUUUGUUUUUGCCACAGCAUUGCUCAACUCUGGCUUAUGGUGCUUCCUGGGAUUGAAUCUGUGACUUUAGAGCUUCAGACAUGCAAGUCUUAUAUUAAUUUUGCCACCAGAUCAUCACUGGGGUUCUAUGCCUUCACAAUGAGUCCAUCACUCCUAGAAGCCAUUUUCCUUUUAAACUUUUAUUUUUAUUUUUUAUUAUGAUAAAGUUAGAAGUAGGAGGAGAAAGAGGAAGAGAUACCUGCAGCCCUUCUUCACCACUUGUGAAGCUUCCUCACUGCAGAUUGAUCUCCACUUACAUCUUUUCAUCUUGAAGGCUUCAAAUACACCUGAAUCUCAUGGUUGCAUUGGUGGUUCAGUGGUAGAACUCUUGCCUGCCAAAUACACCUGAAUUUACUUUUUUUUGAAAGUUCAACACCUUUUUUUUUUUUUUUUUGGAAAAGCAAUAAAUUAUCCACUGUGCUUUUGUUAUAUAGUACAGAAGCUUUUGACAUCUGCAUAUCCAAACAAGAUAUUUUCCUGAUUUUUCCAUGAAGCCACAUUGUUACUUACUUACUUUAGUGGUGAGUGCCAUUGUGCCAGCUGCUUUUCUUCUGGAAGAUGUAGGCAUCAAUGAAGUGGAUCCAAUAAGAGCAAAUCAGAGUUCAUUCAAUAGUUCAUUUUCCCCAAGAUUUGAACUACCAGCAGGUGACCUCAUUAUAGCCAAAGAGGGAACAAGUGUUUCAAUUAAGUGUCUUCUAGAAGUUAACCACUUUGAAGAUGUCCAUUGGUACAACUCAAAAGGCCAGCAACUGGAUGACGGAGGCAGAGGUGGAAAAUGGUUGGUUUCUGGUAACUUCCUGAAUAUCACCAAUGUUGCCUUUGAUGACCGUGGGCUCUAUACAUGUAUCGUCAUCUCUCCAAUUCAUGCCUCCUACUCUGUCACCCUGCGUGUUAUCUUCACCUCAGGAGAUAUGAGUAUCUACUACAUGAUUGUUUGCCUGAUUGCCUUUACAAUCACCCUCAUCUUAAAUGUCACACGAUUGUGCAUGAUGAGCAGCCAUCUUCGCAAAACUGAGAAGGCAAUCAAUGAAUUCUUCAGAACCGAAGGGGCUGAGAAGCUUCAGAAGGCCUUUGAGAUUGCUAAGCGCAUCCCCAUCAUCACCUCAGCAAAGACUCUGGAGCUCGCCAAAGUCACACAAUUUAAGACCAUGGAGUUUGCUCGCUAUAUUGAAGAACUGGCGAGAAGUGUCCCUCUUCCACCACUUAUUCUGAAUUGCCGUGCCUUUGUGGAGGAAAUGUUUGAGGCUGUGCGCAUGGAUGACCCUGAUGAAAGGGGAGAAAGAGUUAAAGAGAUACCUGCCUUGAAUGCUCAAAGUAGCAUCUAUGUCAUCAAUUCUGAGAUGGGGCGGAGUGAGUCCCCUGGAGGUGAUUCAGAUGAUGGUUCUUUGAAUGAGCAAGGCCAGGAAAUUGCUGUUCAAGUUUCUGUCCACCUCCAAUCAGAGACCAAAAGCAUUGAGACAGACUCUCAGGACAGCAGUCAUUUCUGUCCUCCUGAAGAUGCAGGAUCUGCUGAAUCAAACUCUAUCUACAGAGAUGGGGCAUAUGAAAACUGCCCCUUAUGAGCUCUCCCAGGACCUAUAAGACAGCUCUCAGAAAAGAAACCUGUUUUGUGCAGGAGAUAAUAUUUUCACUGAAAGAUGACUGGGUUUUCUUGUUACCAUUAAGCACAUCAACGCGUAAAUCAUUGCCAAAGUCUUUGUGGAAAUGCAGCAUUUUUCCUAUCUGAUAAUUCUCAGUCAUUUUCCCCAGACUUAAUAUUAAGUGACAUACAUUGAGAUUUAAAGGAAUCUGAGAGAGUAACACAGUGGGAAAAAUACCCCAUGAGUAUAUGGUUAGUACUCAUACUGAUCUUGAAGUGUCAGUUUUCCCACCAGUACGAUGAGGAAUUUGUUUUAUGUGAUAUCUUCAGUUGUUUCUAGUCUUCCUCAUUAACUUUAAACUACCCAAACCUUCAGUACAUCUCUAAAUAAACCUUCCUCUAACUCUCAGUCCAUUACUUAUGGAAAGACCAACCUGAGACUCCCUGUGAAUUAGAGACAUGCAUAUAUAUUGGCUCAUAGAUUAUUUGCUAGGUUGCACAUUUACAGUGUAACCAGAUCUACAUUGUUAUUACAGAUAUGAGAAAGCUAACUGUUCAUUAGUAAACAGCUUUCCAUGAGUAAAUUGAUCCUUUGGGGGUAUAUUUAUCAUGUCUUUUUAACUUACUGAGACAUCAUUGAAUUCACUGACAAUAAUUUCCCAACUGAUCUCCAAAAAUGAGCAAUUUGUUCUUAAGGAAUUAUGUCUUCAGUAUUUUUGGAAUAAGAAACAAUGUCAAAUCAUCUGUUGCUGGUAAAUCAUGGGUUUUGAUAUUUCUGCUAAUAGGAUUUCUCAGACUUUCAUUUCUCUGAGCUUUACAAGCUUGGAACUACAAAAGGAUUCAUGUUUGGGAUCCCAUACCAGGUGAAGCCAGAGCAAGAUUCCUCUGUAGACCUCUGUCACAUUCUUGCUUUCCAUGGUCUUAAAUAUGGUGCUAAAGGUUUCAUAUCUCCUUAUUUCAUUUAUUUUGUUUUAUUUUUAUGUACUUCAAUAUAGGCUGAAUAUGGGCUGCUUUUGUGGCCUAAGACACACUAACCUGAAACAAGGUAAUGGUGUGUGAUGUGUUACUGUAAUAUAUAUAGAUACACACACACAUUCAGAUUAUCUUACUGUAAAGAAGAAAAAGAAUUGUGGAUGGUGCCACCUGAUUCAGCUGUGUAUAAUAAACACUUAAUAUAGCACUUCUUGCCUGACUGAGAUCUGAUACAAUGGAACUGUAAAUACUCUUCAGAAUAAUUUCCUUAGCUACAGGAAGCUUGGUGUCAUAAUUUUAAGAACUUGGCAUUAGAACUCCAUUUGGUGCUUUCUUCAUUUGGCUUCUGUUUAUUCAAGCAUUACUUGAACUAUAGGAUCCUGAGGGAAAUGUUCAGAGAAGGUUUUAUCAGGAUUUUAAUUCAAGGUUUCAAAUAGAGAAAGGCAAAAAAUAUAAAAUAUGAUCAGUUAUGCCUCCCUUUGUCCAGCUUAUCUGUUAUGAAUCAACAUACAGUUUUAUCAGAUGGCAUUGCAGAUAAAGAUGAUAAUGCUGCCUUUUCUCUCUCAGGCAGUUUCCAUGGAAACCUUCAGAGCCAAACAAAAGCUACCAAUCACUUAGGUAAAGCUUUCCAUGGUUCAAAGACCUAUAUUUCUUUAAGGAAAAACUGUUUUUGUAUACUUGGCUAUGAGAGCAAGGGCUCUUGAAUAAACCCUAGAUUGUGAAACAGUUUAUUUUUCUUUCCCAAAAAGUUUUUCUUGAAAAAUUAAAAAUAAUUGAAUCUGC
Molecule: messenger RNA, 3456 nt
Organism: Erinaceus europaeus (western European hedgehog)
Lineage: Eukaryota; Metazoa; Chordata; Mammalia; Eulipotyphla; Erinaceidae
Gene: MFAP3
Product: microfibril associated protein 3
Exons: 3
Coding region: 611-1684 (357 amino acids)
Source: RefSeq, a predicted model, not a curated record